Condylostylus longicornis is the source of this 1644-nucleotide messenger RNA. RefSeq names its product DNA-directed RNA polymerase III subunit RPC4 (gene RpIIIC53). Lineage: Eukaryota; Metazoa; Arthropoda; Insecta; Diptera; Dolichopodidae. The record is from RefSeq and is a predicted model, not a curated record. Gene Ontology annotation, cellular component: RNA polymerase III complex. Bases 105 to 1115 code for a protein of 336 amino acids. Gene Ontology annotation, biological process: transcription by RNA polymerase III. The transcript has 2 exons. Gene Ontology annotation, molecular function: DNA binding.
AGAAAUACAUAAAACAUCAACCAGCACAUGGGAUUAUUUUAGAAAUCUGAUUUUAUUUUAGAUUUAGUUAUUAAAAGACUUACCAAAGCAUAUUUUAAUAAAAUAUGUCAAACAAUAGUAAUACUGCUUCUGUAUCAACUAAUAAAAACUCUAUUUCUUCGCAGAAUACUACGAAUGGACGUCUUUCAUCUUUCGGAGUACCGAGAGACUUAACUUUAGGUGGUCUACCUAGUCUGCGAGGAUCUAGGGGCGGCAUAAGCAAAAAAGUGUAUGCUCCAAAUCUUAAUGUAACCAGAAAUAAAAAUGUUAAUGUCAAGACCUCUAAAGAUACAACACGUAAUAAUUUUAAACGUAACGAUAAUCAAAAGUCCAACAGAGGGGCACGCAGAGAUGGAAAUUUAAUGCAAACCUCAAGCAUAUUUUCUGAAGGUAUAGCAUCCACUUUAAAUAAACGUAGUUCGGAGUCAUAUUCACGACGAAAUGAUGAUGUUCAACUUACCAAGCCUACUAUUUCAAAAAAUCAUUCAAAAGUUGACGCAAAAGCGGAAUCUAUUAAUUUGAAAGCUCUUCUUGGCGAGUCCGAUGAUAAUGACGGUCCUGAAGAGUCUUUUGAUAAAAUUGAUAUAAAAUAUAAACCGGUUAAAUUUAACAAAGAAAGUGAUAUCUUAGCUAGGAAUUUUGAUGAUGUCAAUUUAGAUGACAUUCAUGCACGCCAAAUUGAAAAAGAAUUUUUUGAUUCCAAUGAUAAAAAAAUAGUUUUAAUCCAAUUCCCAGACGUUUUACCUUGUGAAUGUGACGAGAAUAACAUUUCAACAGGUGUUGAUAAAGGAAACGAAACAAAAAACAAUGAAGCAAAAGGUGGAAAUUUAAUGGAUAGCUUAGAAGAAGGUCAAAUUGGAAAGCUAGUUCGUUUUAAGUCUGGUAAAUGCAAAUUAAUAUUAGGUAAAACUAAUUACAAUGUAAAUAUAGGACUCGAGACUGGUUUUUUACAAGAAUUAACAUCAAUAAGCACAAAUGUAAAAGAACGUAGUGGUAACAUUAUCAAUUUAGGUUUGAUUAAUUCAAAAAUGAUUAUAUCUCCUGAUUGGGAUUAUCUAGUAAGCCAUAAUUCAUAGCGAAAUAUAAUUAAUAUCAAUAAAAUUAAUUUAGAAUUUACAAUUAAAAGAAAAUUAAAUUUUUAGUUGCACUAUUUUUUUUUUUAUUAUUUAUAUUUAGUUUAAAUAAAACCUUCAUUUGAUAGUAAGUUAUUUAGGAGAUAAUAGAUAUGUUACAAAAUGCACGAGUUAGUCUGAACAUAUUGCCUAACAAAGAACUAAGAAAAAACUUACAUUUGUAUAUAUAUUAGGACAAAUAUAGAAUCUAAGUACAAUAAAACAGUGUGUUAUUGGUGUUUAUACAUAUUGUACACAAUGGUCGUCAAAAAAAGUAAAGAAUAACAUAAAUUGUACAAAAAUAUAUUGUUUUUUUUUUUAAUUUUGAAGAUUGUUCAAGGAUAUUAAUAAAUUUUUAAAAAAAUAAAAGUGCAAUUUGUAAAGGUCUAUUCUCGUGUAAAUGCUUCUAAAAUUGAAUGUUUGUAUUAAUUUCUAAUUGAGAGUGUGAUACAAUUGUAUGUUACGGAAAAAUAUACGGAUAUAAUAAACAACA